Diprion similis is the source of this 938-nucleotide messenger RNA. RefSeq names its product cuticle protein 18.7-like. Lineage: Eukaryota; Metazoa; Arthropoda; Insecta; Hymenoptera; Diprionidae. The transcript has 2 exons. The coding region runs from base 146 to 826 and encodes 226 amino acids. The record is from RefSeq and is a predicted model, not a curated record.
CCUUUGAGCGUUGUUGCUGUCGGUGGGGACUCAAUCAGCAGGAUAGACACCGCUAUAAAAGAUCAUCCAGGCUCUCAGAUCAGCACAACGCAACCGCAACUAGCGAGUACUGGAUAUCCAGCAGCGCUAACUCAAAACUAUCAACAUGAACCCCCUGAUCGUCUUCUCUUUCCUCUUCGCCGUGGCUCAGGCCGGUAACCUAGGACUGCCGUUGGCUUACGGCGGCUACUACGGCGUCGCGGCGCCGCUGGCAGCUGACGGACGCGUCGUCGACACCCCCGAGGUGGCGCACGCCAAGGCCGUGCACUUUGCUGAGUACGCUAAGGCCGCCGCCGCCGCUGCCGCCCCUGGCCAUGCCUACGGACCUGCCCCCGCCGCCUACUCCGGAUACGGAUACGGACAUGCCGCCGCCCCUCUGGCCGCUGAUGGUCGCGUUGUCGACACCCCCGAAGUCGCCCAUGCCAAGGCUGCGCACUUCGCCGAAUACGCCAGGGCCGCUUCCGCCGCCGCCGCCCCCGCCCCCGCUGCUUACACCGGAUACGGAUACGCCGCCGCCGCACCCCUCGGACACGAUGGACGCGUCGUAGAGACCCCUGAGGUCGCUCAGGCCAAGGCUGCCCACCUCGCCGAACACGCUAAGGCUGCCGCCGCCGCCGCUGGCCACUAUGGCUACGCUGCCGCCCCUGCUGCCUAUGGACACGGAUACGGAUACGCCGCCCCCCUCGGACACGACGGACGCGUCGUAGAGACCCCUGAGGUCGCUCAGGCCAAGGCUGCCCACCUUGCCGCUCACGCUGCCGCCGCCGCUCAAGCUCACGCUUGGUAAAAUUUCAACCCCGUCACACCGAGGGAGUAACCUUAGGCAGACUGAUCCGAUUUCUUAUCUGUAUAUACGGUUCCUUUUUUAAAUACACACCUGAAACCAUUUGAAAAUUAAA